Molecule: messenger RNA, 1369 nt
Organism: Cuscuta epithymum
Lineage: Eukaryota; Viridiplantae; Streptophyta; Magnoliopsida; Solanales; Convolvulaceae
Source: the annotation of a GenBank genome assembly
AAAAAUAUGAGAAUUUAUGACCGCCCCCAUUUUGUAGACCCGAAGUCCCCAAUCGAAUCAUCCCGUUCUACACUCCAACCCUUCACUAAAUUCCCUGCCUGACAAUUGCUGUAGACUCGGACUGUAAGAUCGUGAAAAUGUACCGGCGUUUAGUCGGAGUUUUAUUCGUGGCCGUUUUGUUGGUCAUGACAUCCGAAGCUUCGCAAUGUUCCAUCCAAGCAGGAUUGCCACUUGUUAGGAAUAUCAGCCAGCUUCCACAAGAUAACUACGGAAGACCUGGUUUGUCUCACAUCACACUGGCAGGUUCAGUACUGCAUGGCAUGAAAGAGGUUGAGGUAUGGCUCCAAACAUUUGCCCCGGGUUCAAGAACACCUAUCCAUAGACACUCUUGUGAGGAAGUGUUUGUUGUACUCAAGGGGAACGGAAUACUCUACCUCGCAUCUAACUCACAUCCAAAGUACCCUGGGGACCCACAGGAAAUGCCCGUCUUCACGAAUAGCACUUUUCAGGUUCCUACCGGUGACGCUCACCAGGUUUGGAACACGGGUGAAUCUGAGGAUUUGCAGGUCUUGGUUAUUAUUUCUCGACCUCCCGUGAAAGUGUUCAUAUAUGAUGACUGGCUCAUGCCACACACUGCCGCUAGAUUGAAGUACCCUUAUUAUUGGGAUGAGGAGUGCCAUAAAGCUUCAUCUUUCAAAGAUGAGCUUUAAGUCUUUCACUUCUUUUUCUAAAAAAACUUCUUUUUGUCAACAAUUACACUAGGUGUAGGGAAAAACACAGUGAAUGGUGGUACAGGGAAUGCUUCAGAUUUAACAAAAAUACCCAUUUAAGUGAGAGCGUGGAGCUACUCUCAUUCAUUUGGAAGUUUGCUUGGCUUGGGGAUUUCAGAGGGAAUGGUAGGGGAGGAUUGUUUUUUAGUUUGCUAAUUUGAUGGAUGUAAUCUAGAUCUAACUAGAAAAUCAGUCAAAUAAUACCUUUCUUUAUAAUUUCAUAUCUUCACUUUAUUUCAAACUUCCAAAAUACAGAAAUCUUUAAAAAAUAAAUACCCCACCCCCCAAAUCUUGAAUCAAAGAAGCCCUUAGAUGGGGAUUCCGGUGUUCCCUAAACCUUCCACUGUGCUUUUCUCUACCCCAGCCUUAGUUUUUUUUUUUUUUCAAUUAAUGCUGCUUGUGUAGGCCAAUGAACUGAGUGCAAGAUGUGCAUGAAUCUUUGUAUUUUGUUCUUGGAUAUGUGUAGAUAGUAAAUGUACAUAAUUUGAGCAUUUGAAUAUAUAACGACUGUAUUUUUGAAAAGAAAAAGGCCUAGCAUCUAGCUGGCGCUUGGAAGGGUCAAACUGAAUUAGUUGGUUCAUUUUUUAGAAAAGCGCUUA